Molecule: messenger RNA, 6750 nt
Organism: Microthlaspi erraticum
Lineage: Eukaryota; Viridiplantae; Streptophyta; Magnoliopsida; Brassicales; Brassicaceae
Source: the annotation of a GenBank genome assembly
AUGGCUAGCUCCAUUAACGGGUAUCAAAGUGCUGUAGUACCCGGUAGAAACCAUGUGACGGUGUCUGAAGUGGAUGAGUUCUGUAAAGCCCUUGGAGGGGAAACCCCAAUACAUAGCAUUUUGAUCGCCAACAAUGGAAUGGCUGCUGUGAAGUUCAUACGUAGUGUCAGAACCUGGGCUUACGAAACAUUUGGCACGGAAAGAGCCAUAUUGUUGGUGGGGAUGGCGACCCCUGAAGACAUGCGGAUCAAUGCGGAGCAUAUCAGAAUCGCUGAUCAGUUUGUGGAGGUUCCUGGAGGAACAAACAAUAACAAUUAUGCCAAUGUUCAGCUUAUUGUAGAGAUGGCCGAGGUAACGCAUGUGGAUGCAGUUUGGCCUGGUUGGGGUCAUGCAUCUGAAAACCCUGAGUUACCUGAUGCCCUAAAAGAGAAAGGAAUAAUAUUUCUUGGUCCCCCAGCUUCUUCAAUGGCAGCGUUAGGUGAUAAGAUUGGUUCGUCGUUGAUUGCACAAGCUGCUGAUGUACCCACUCUGCCAUGGAGUGGUUCCCAUGUUAAAAUUCCUCCAGACAGCAACUUGGUAACGAUCCCGGAGGAGAUCUACAGGCAAGCUUGUGUCUACACAACUGAAGAAGCGAUUGCUAGUUGUCAAGUUGUCGGUUACCCAGCAAUGAUCAAAGCAUCUUGGGGUGGUGGCGGUAAAGGCAUUAGGAAGGUUCAUAAUGAUGAUGAGGUUAAGGCUCUAUUCAAGCAAGUUCAGGGUGAGGUCCCUGGAUCACCGAUAUUUAUAAUGAAGGUUGCUUCACAGAGUCGGCAUUUAGAGGUCCAGUUGCUCUGUGACCAGUAUGGAAAUGUUUCAGCUCUGCAUAGCCGUGAUUGUAGCGUCCAGAGAAGACACCAAAAGAUCAUAGAGGAAGGUCCAAUCACUGUGGCUCCGCGAGAAACCGUUAAGAAACUUGAGCAGGCAGCUAGAAGGUUGGCUAAGAGUGUUAACUACAUUGGUGCUGCUACUGUCGAGUAUCUCUACAGCAUGGAAACUGGGGAGUAUUACUUCCUAGAGCUUAACCCUCGGUUACAGGUUGAGCACCCUGUAACUGAGUGGAUUGCCGAGAUAAAUCUUCCUGCUGCCCAAGUUGCUGUGGGGAUGGGAAUUCCUCUAUGGCAAAUCCCUGAGAUAAGACGAUUCUAUGGCAUAGAACAUGGUGGAGGUUACGAUUCUUGGAGGCAGACAUCUGUCGUAGCCUCUCCUUUUGAUUUUGACAAAGCUGAAUCUAUAAGACCUAAAGGUCAUUGUGUGGCUGUACGUGUCACAAGCGAGGAUCCUGAUGACGGUUUCAAGCCUACCGGCGGUAAAGUACAGGAGUUGAGUUUUAAGAGCAAGCCAAACGUCUGGGCAUACUUCUCUGUCAAGUCUGGUGGAGGCAUCCACGAGUUCUCAGAUUCCCAGUUUGGCCAUGUUUUUGCAUUUGGGGAAUCCAGAGCCCUGGCAAUAGCAAAUAUGGUUCUUGGGCUGAAAGAAAUUCAAAUUCGUGGAGAAAUUAGGACUAAUGUUGACUAUACCAUUGACCUUCUACAUGCUUCUGAUUACCGGGGAAACAAAAUUCACACUGGUUGGUUGGACAGUAGAAUUGCUAUGCGGGUCAGAGCAGAGAGGCCCCCAUGGUAUCUCUCUGUUGUAGGUGGAGCUCUCUAUAAAGCAUCAGCGACCAGUGCUGCCGUGGUCUCGGAUUAUGUUGGUUAUCUUGAGAAGGGACAAAUUCCCCCAAAGCAUAUAUCUCUUGUGCAUUCUCAAGUGUCUCUAAAUAUUGAAGGAAGUAAAUAUACGAUCGAUGUGGUCCGGGGUGGAUCAGGAAGCUACAGGCUAAGAAUGAACAACUCACAAGUUGUAGCAGAAAUACACACUCUACGUGAUGGAGGUCUGUUGAUGCAGUUGGAUGGUAAAAGCCAUGUGAUAUAUGCAGAGGAAGAAGCGGCAGGAACCCGACUUCUCAUUGAUGGAAGAACUUGUUUACUACAGAAUGAUCAUGAUCCUUCGAAGUUGAUGGCUGAGACACCGUGCAAGCUGCUGAGGUAUCUGGUUUCAGAUAAUAGCAGUAUUGAUGCUGAUACUCCCUAUGCGGAAGUUGAGGUCAUGAAAAUGUGCAUGCCACUUCUUUCACCUGCUUCAGGAGUUAUCCAUUUCAAAAUGUCUGAAGGACAAGCUAUGCAGGCUGGUGAACUUAUAGCCAAGCUUGACCUUGAUGAUCCUUCUGCUGUAAGAAAGGCCGAACCCUUCCAUGGAAGUUUCCCAAGAUUAGGGCUUCCAACAGCAAUUUCUGGUAAAGUUCACCAGAGAUGUGCUGCAACUUUAAAUGCUGCUCGCAUGAUUCUUGCCGGCUAUGAACAUAACGUAGAUGAGGUUGUUCAAGACUUGCUUAAUUGCCUUGAUAGUCCUGAACUCCCAUUCCUUCAGUGGCAAGAGUGCUUUGCAGUUCUGGCAACACGACUACCUAAAGACCUCAGGAACAAGCUAGAAUCAAAGUAUAGGGAAUUUGAGAGUAUCUCCAGAAACUCGCUGACCGCAGAUUUCCCUGCCAAACUUUUAAAAGGCAUUCUUGAGGCUUAUUUAUCAUCUUAUGAUGAGAAAGAAAGAGGCGCCCUUGAAAGGCUCGUUGAACCAUUGAUGAGCCUGGCAAAGUCUUAUGAAGGUGGUAGAGAAAGUCAUGCCCGUGUUAUUGUUCAUUCCCUCUUUGAAGAAUACCUAUCAGUAGAAGAACUAUUCAAUGAUAACAUGCUGGCCGAUGUUAUAGAACGCAUGCGUCAGCAAUACAAGAAAGAUCUGCUGAAGAUUGUGGAUAUAGUGCUCUCUCACCAGGGCAUAAAAAACAAAAAUAAACUCGUUCUCCGGCUCAUGGAGCAGCUUGUUUACCCUAAUCCUGCUGCAUACAGAGAUAAACUGAUCCGAUUCUCGACACUUAACCAUACUAAUUACUCUGAGGCGAGUCAAUUACUCGAACAGACCAAACUAAGUGAACUUCGUUCAAACAUUGCUAGAAGCCUGUCAGAGUUAGAAAUGCUUACGGAGGAUGGGGAAAAUAUGGAUACUCCCAAGAGAAAGAGUGCCAUUAAUGAAAGGAUGGAAGAUCUUGUGAGUGCAUCUUUAGCUGUUGAAGAUGCUCUUGUGGGAUUAUUUGAGCACAGCGAUCACACACUUCAAAGACGGGUUGUUGAAACUUAUAUUCGAAGACUAUACCAGCCCUACGUCGUCAAAGAAAGUGUGAGGAUGCAGUGGCACCGGUCUGGUCUUAUUGCUUCAUGGGAGUUCCUAGAAGAGCAUAUGGAGAGAACAAACAUUGGCUUAGACGAUCAAGAAACAUCUGAAAAAGGAUUGGUUGAGAAGCGUUGUAAGAGAAAAUGGGGGGCUAUGGUUAUAAUCAAAUCCUUGCAGUUUCUGCCGAGUACAUUAAGUGCAGCAUUGGCAGAAACAAAUCAGAACAACUAUGAAUCUUCCGCAGAAGAUCCUAUAUCUGGCAAUAUUAUGCACAUUGCUAUUGUGGGCAACAACAAUCAUACGAGUCUGCUUCAGGACUGUGAAAAUGAAGACCAAGCUCAGGAAAGAGUAAACAAGCUGGCAAAAAUUCUUACAGAGGAAGAAGUGAGUUCGAGCCUCCGUUCUGCUGGUGUAGGUGUGAUAAGUUGUAUAAUCCAGCAAGAUGAAGGACAAACGCCCAUGAGACAUUCUUUCUAUUGGUCGAUGGAGAAACAGUAUUAUGCAGAAGAGCCGUUGAUGCGUCAUCUUGAGCCUCCUCUGUCCACAUACCUUGAGUUGGAUAAACUGAAAGGAUACUCAAAUAUACAGUAUACACCUUCACGAAAUCGUCAAUGGCAUCUGUAUACCGUUACAGACAAGCCAGUGCCAAUCAAGAGGAUGUUCUUGAGAUCUCUUGUUCGACAGGCUACAAUGAACGAUGGCUUUAUGUUGCAGCAAAUGCAGGAUAAGCAACUUAGCCAAACACUGUCCUCCAUGCCAUUUACAUCGAAAUGUAUUAUUAGUUCUUUGAUGGAUGCCAUGGAGGAACUGGAACUGAAUGCCCAUAAUGCUGCCAUGAAACCAGACCACGCACAUAUGUUCCUUUCCAUACUGCGUGAGCAGCAGAUAGAUGAUCUUGUGGCUUACCCCAGGAGAGCUGAAGUGAAUGCGGAGGAUCAAGAAACUACUGUGGAGAUGAUCUUAGACAAUGCAGCACGAGAGAUACACAAAUCUGUCGGAGUGAGAAUGCAUAGAUUGGGUGUGUGCGAGUGGGAAGUGCGGCUGCGGUUGGUGUCUUCUGGACUGGAAAGUGCUUGGAGGGUUGUGGUUGCAAACGUGACAGGCCGUACAUGCACUGUCCAUAUAUACCGAGAAGUUGAAGCUACUGGGAGAAACAGUUUAAUUUAUCACUCGAUAACCAAGAAAGGACCUUUGCAUGGAACUUCAAUCAAUGAUCAAUAUAAGCCACUGGGAUAUCUUGACAGGCAACGGCUAGCCGCAAGGAGGAGUAACACUACUUAUUGCUAUGACUUCCCUUUGGCAUUUGAGACAGCCUUGGAGCAUUUGUGGGAAUCCCAACACCCGGGAGUUAAGAAACCAUGUAAGAAUACUCUUAUCAGUGUUAAAGAGCUUGUAUUCUCCAAUCCAGAAAGUUCUUGUACAUCUCUUGUUACUGUUGAAAGACCCCCCGGUUUCAACGAGUUUGGAAUGGUGGCUUGGUGCCUAGAGAUGGCAACUCCUGAGUUUCCUAUGGGACGAAAACUUCUAAUAGUUUCCAAUGAUGUCACCUUCAAAGCUGGUUCUUUUGGUCCAAGAGAGGAUGCGUUUUUCCAUGCUGUGACUGAACUCGCUUGUGCCAAGAAGCUUCCAUUGAUUUACUUGGCAGCAAAUUCUGGUGCUCGGCUCGGUGUAGCUGAAGAAGUCAAAGCCUGCUUUAAAGUUGGAUGGUCAGAUGAAGUUUCCCCCGAGAAAGGUUUUCAGUAUAUGUACCUAAGCCCUGAAGACCAUGCAAGGAUUGGAUCAUCUGUCAUUUCGCACGAAAUAAAGCUCCCUAGUGGGGAAACAAGGUGGGUGAUUGAUACGAUCGUUGGUAAAGAAGAUGGUCUUGGCGUAGAGAACUUAACAGGGAGUGGGGCAAUAGCGGGUGCAUACUCAAAGGCGUACAAUGAAACUUUUACUUUAACCUUUGUGAGUGGAAGAACGGUAGGAAUUGGUGCUUACCUUGCCCGCUUGGGUAUGCGGUGCAUACAGAGGCUAGACCAGCCGAUUAUCUUGACUGGCUUUUCUACGCUCAACAAGUUACUUGGGCGUGAGGUCUAUAGCUCUCACAUGCAACUUGGUGGCCCGAAAAUCAUGGGUACAAAUGGUGUUGUUCAUCUUACAGUCUCAGAUGAUCUUGAAGGCGUAUCAGCGAUUCUCAACUGGCUGAGCUACAUUCCUGCUUACGUGGGUGGUCCUCUUCCUGUUCUUGCCCCUUUAGAUCCACCGGAGAGAAUGGUGGAGUAUGCCCCAGAGAACUCUUGCGACCCACGAGCAGCUAUUGCUGGGGUUAAUGACAAUACCGGUAAAUGGCUUGGUGGUAUCUUUGAUAAAAGUAGCUUUAUUGAGACUCUUGAAGGCUGGGCAAGGACAGUAGUGACUGGUAGAGCUAAGCUCGGGGGAAUACCUGUUGGAGUUGUCGCAGUUGAGACACAGACUGUAAUGCAGAUCAUCCCAGCAGAUCCUGGACAGCUCGACUCUCAUGAAAGAGUGGUUCCACAAGCAGGACAAGUCUGGUUUCCUGACUCUGCGGCCAAGACAGCUCAAGCGCUCAUGGAUUUCAACAAGGAAGGGCUUCCAUUGUUUAUCCUAGCGAACUGGAGAGGGUUUUCAGGUGGACAGAGAGAUCUCUUCGAAGGAAUACUUCAGGCUGGUUCAACUAUUGUAGAAAAUCUGAGAACAUAUCGGCAACCAGUGUUUGUGUACAUCCCCAAGAUGGGAGAGUUGCGUGGUGGAGCGUGGGUUGUUGUUGAUAGCCAGAUAAACUCGGAUUAUGUUGAAAUGUAUGCUGAAGAAACUGCUCGUGGAAAUGUGCUUGAGCCAGAAGGGACGAUAGAGAUAAAAUUUAGAACCAAAGAGAUGUUAGAGUGCAUGGGAAGGUUAGACCAGAAGAUAAUCAGUCUCAAAGCACAGCUGCAAGAUGCCAAGCAAAGUGAGGCUUAUGCAAACAUUGAGCUUCUCCAGCAACAGAUUAAAGCCCGAGAGAAGCAGCUUUUACCAGUUUAUACCCAGAUCGCCACCAAAUUUGCGGAACUUCAUGACACUUCCACGAGAAUGGCUGCAAAAGGAGUGAUCAAAAGUGUUGUGGAAUGGAGUGGCUCACGGUCGUUCUUCUAUAAAAAGCUCAACCGGAGAAUUGCUGAGAGCUCUCUUGUGAAAAACGUAAGAGAAGCUUCUGGAGAAAACUUAUCCUAUAUAUCUGCAAUGGGAUUGAUACAGGAUUGGUUCUGCAAAUCCGACAUUGCAAAGGGGAAAGAAGAAGCUUGGACAGACGACCAACUGUUCUUUACAUGGAAGGACAAUGUCAGUAACUACGAGUUGAAGCUGAGCGAGCUGAGAGCGCAUAAACUAUUCAAUCAACUUGCGGAGAUUGGGAACUCGUCGUAUCUGCAGGCUCUGCCACAAGGACUUGCUAAUCUUCUAAACGAGGUGGAGCCUUCAAGAAGAGAAGAGCUGAAGGAUGCGCUAAGAAAGGUGUUGGGUUGA